This is a messenger RNA of Achroia grisella, 1129 nucleotides long. RefSeq names its product tetraspanin-1-like. Lineage: Eukaryota; Metazoa; Arthropoda; Insecta; Lepidoptera; Pyralidae. The transcript has a single exon. The record is from RefSeq and is a predicted model, not a curated record. Gene Ontology annotation, cellular component: membrane. The coding region runs from base 92 to 1129 and encodes 345 amino acids.
UAAACUUCAGCUGUCAAUAAAUGACAAUUAAAACCUAAUAUUGUCAUUGCCUUGUAUUAUAUUAUUUGAUAUAUAUAACAAUGAAAUAGAAAUGCACACAGUGGGUUUACCACGAACUUGCCUCGGUUUUACCAAUGUGUUAUUCUUUAUAUUUGGUUUAGUUGUUUGCGUUAUUUGCGUAUGGUGCGCCAUUAACACUGAAUUCUUCCAGGACGUCAACUUUACUGUCACUAAAAGUACACUAGUUGGUUCCAUAGCAAGUUUUGUAAACCUUAAGCUAUGGCUUACACCAUUAACAUCAUUCCUUAUUCCUAUAUCCGUACUGACUAUGAUCACAUCUUGUUGUGGCAUUUUAGGCGCGGGCUGUAAAGUUCGAUGUGCUAUAAAAUCCUAUAUUUUCUUCGUGACUGCCCUUUCCUCUAUAGCUGUCUGGGUAUUCUUUAUAUCUGGUAUCUAUAAUAUUUACGCGCGAAACGAAAAAACAAGAUAUUAUUUACAAUCUACUUUACAAAUGUUUUAUGGAAAAGAUAAUGAUUUUAUAACAUCCAUAUGGGAUUAUGUUAUGGUGAACUACCAGUGCUGUGGCGUCAAUGGCUACCAAGAUUUUGCUUCGUCACCCUGGCAAAAGAUAAAUACAGAUAAGUUUUUCCCCGUGCAAUGUUGUCAACUAGAAAAUAAACAAGUUCUCAUACCCGUAUCUAAAGAUUGCUCUUUGACUGAUGAUCCCGAAGUGAAAUCUUAUAAAGACAUUGGAUGUUUUUAUGCUGUGAGACAAUCUAUUAUCAAAAAUAAAGCAAUAAUCAUAUUUUACGUCAUGCUCUUGAUUAUGUUCUACACAAUCCUGAUACUAUUUGCUUAUUGUAUAAUAAGAGGGGAGCCACUGUUGGGAGCCUUGGCUGGGAAGUUUACAAGAUUAUUGCCGUCGAGAAAUUGGGAAAAUACACAGCAAAAUGAAAUGGUGAUAAACCCCAGUGCUCCAGCUGAAAAUAUUAUAUACGCGGACGAGCCACCUAAGAAGGUUGUAAGGGUGGUGUCCGCAGUAAAUCCAUUCCAAACAUACAAAUUUGCACCAAAUGCGUACAAUAGUGGUGACAACGUGUACCAACAACAUAGUAGGUCACAAAUGUAG